Papaver somniferum (opium poppy) is the source of this 399-nucleotide messenger RNA. RefSeq lists its product as uncharacterized. NCBI's taxonomy places the organism in Eukaryota, Viridiplantae, Streptophyta, Magnoliopsida, Ranunculales, Papaveraceae. The transcript has a single exon. Bases 1 to 399 code for a protein of 132 amino acids. The record is from RefSeq and is a predicted model, not a curated record.
AUGAUACUAGUGGAUAGUGGGAGCUCAGUCGAAGUACUCUUCUACGACCCGUUCAAGAGGAUGGAUUUUUCAGAUGAUAUACUCGUCCCAUCGACAUAUCGUAUCUACGGUUUUAAUGGGACCGUGACCAUCCCAAAGGGAGAAGUAACCCUAAGGGUAUCAGACGGAGGUGGUUACGUAGAUACGUUAACUACAUUCUGUGUGGUCGAUGUCGCCUCUCCCUAUGAAGCUAUUAUCAGGAGACCGUGGAUCGCGAAAAUCAAAGGAGUGGCAUCGACUUAUCAUCAUAGGCUACGAUACCCAAUGUACAAGGGGAUAGCUGAGGUCGUAGGAGAUUCACAGGCAGCCCGACAGUGCAUGCAGGUCGAUUCCCAGAUAAAUGAGGAGUGGCGAGCAUGA